This is a messenger RNA of Mya arenaria, 1054 nucleotides long. Its product is annotated as corrinoid adenosyltransferase MMAB-like. Bases 51 to 731 code for a protein of 226 amino acids. NCBI's taxonomy places the organism in Eukaryota, Metazoa, Mollusca, Bivalvia, Myida, Myidae. The record is from RefSeq and is a predicted model, not a curated record. Gene Ontology annotation, molecular function: corrinoid adenosyltransferase activity. The transcript has 9 exons.
UGAAUGAGCUCUUCAAUAGAAGGUAGCUGUCAAAACAAAUUAAUAAAAAAAUGCAGGGUUUUCUUAGCUUGUUUCGUCAAACGCAGCGCACAAAUGCAAGUUUUCUGUGUGAAAGAGUAAUAAAUAGUUCAAAGCUGCUGCUGAUAUCAAGAGGCAUGAAAAUAUAUACCAAAACAGGAGAUAAAGGAACAUCAGCCACAUUUACUGGGGAAAGAAGGAGAAAAGAUGACCUGAUAUUUGAAGCUCUAGGCACGACUGAUGAACUCACAUCAGCAAUUGGACUUGCAAAGGAGUAUUGUAAAGAUGCUGGACACCCAUUUUUGGACCGACUUGAUGAGAUUCAGUGCAUUCUCCAAGACGUGGGCUCCAAUAUUGCCACACCAAAAUCUUCUGCUAGAGAAUCACAUAAAAGCUUAACUGCAUUCAGUGACCAGUGUGUGCCAACCCUGGAGUCUUGGAUUGAUGAAUAUACUUCACAACUCCCCCCACUGAAGAACUUCAUAUUGCCUUCUGGCGGGAAGAGUUCUACAUCCCUACACCUUGCAAGGGCUAUAUGCAGAAGAGCUGAGAGAAAAGUUACCACCUGUAUAAGAGCCAGGGAAAUGGACACAGAACCACUGAAAUACCUCAAUAGGCUGAGUGACCUGCUGUUUACUAUGGCGCGACUGGCAGCUCACAGGGAGGGACAGGAAGAGAAAAUAUACCGACGCUUGUACCAACCACCUCCGUAAAAUGAUGUUAUAAUUGCAGAAAUAUCUAUUUUUCUAUAUGGUCAUGUUUCCGUAUGUUAGCACAAUCAGCAUGAUUCAAUAAAUGUUCUUAUUUCUAAUAAUUAAAUGAAAAGCUCAGGAAUAGUUAAAAUUGCAUAAUAACUGUAGUAUGAAAUGUGCAUAAGUACUGAAGUAUAGUCUAACCACAUGAACCAUAACAGUACAGAAAAAUUCUAUGACAUUUUGUUAUAAUGCUGACAGUAUUUAUACUUCAUUUUUUGGAGUUGUGUUAUUUAGAAUAUAGUUACUGUUGUGUGUUUAUUUUUGAGAAAAUAAAACUAACC